UAGAGAGAAGAGUUCAAAUUAUCAAUAAGGAGAAAAUCUAUGGAGGAUUUAGCACCUGGGUUUCGUUUUUAUCCAACAGAAGAAGAGCUUAUCACCUUCUAUCUUCAGAACAAGCUUGAAGGAAAGAGAGAAGACCUUAACCUGGUCCUGGAUCGCGUGAUUCCUGUUCUUGAUAUCUAUGACUUCGAUCCAUGGGAUCUUCCGCAAUUAUCUGGAGACUUAUGUUAUAAAGACCCAGAACAGUGGUUUUUUUUCAACGCAAUACAAGAAAGGGAAUCCUGCGGAGGAAGACCAAAGCGACUCACUAGUACUGGAUACUGGAAAUCUACAGGCUCACCUGGUUAUGUUUAUUCUUCCAAAAAUCGAUGCAUUGGAGUGAAAAGAACAAUGGUGUUCUACAAGGGUAGAGUUCCAAAUGGUCGAAAAACCGAAUGGAAAAUGAACGAAUACAAAGCCAUUCAAAGAUCAGAAGCUUCCUCGUCAAGCACGAAUGGAAAAUGA
This is a messenger RNA of Jatropha curcas, 501 nucleotides long. RefSeq names its product NAC domain-containing protein 90. The record is from RefSeq and is a predicted model, not a curated record. Gene Ontology annotation, biological process: regulation of DNA-templated transcription. Gene Ontology annotation, molecular function: DNA binding. NCBI's taxonomy places the organism in Eukaryota, Viridiplantae, Streptophyta, Magnoliopsida, Malpighiales, Euphorbiaceae.